AAGAAAAUAAAAGCAAAAAUAAGAAAGAACAAAAACGCUCAGUAUCUCCGGCGAGAGUUGAAACCGAACCUCAGGAUCAAAUUAGGGCACAAAGGCUUCUCGGAGACAGAAGCCAUGGGAAGAAAGAAACUAGAGAUCAAGCGAAUUGAGAACAAAAGUAGCCGACAAGUCACCUUCUCCAAACGACGCAAUGGUCUCAUCGAGAAAGCUCGUCAGCUUUCAGUUCUCUGCGAUGCAUCCGUCGCUCUUCUCGUUGUCUCAGCCUCCGGCAAGCUUUACAACUUCUCCGCCGGCGAUAACCUGGUCAAGAUCCUUGAUCGAUAUGGAAAACAACAUGCUGAUGAUCUUAAAGCUCUGGAUCUUCAGUCAAAAGCUCCGAAGUAUGGUUCACACCAUGAGCUACUAGAGCUUGUCGAAAGUAAGCUUGUGGAAUCAAAUUCUGAUGUAAGCGUCGACUCCCUCGUUCAGCUGGAGGACCACCUUGAGACUGCCCUCUCCGUAACUAGAGCUAGGAAGGUACGUUCACUACAAAAUCUCUUUUUUUUUCUUACUUUCAGAGCGCUUAUAUUUAAUCCGUUGCAGACAGAACUAAUGUUGAAGCUUGUUGAUAGCCUCAAAGAAAAGGAGAAAUUGCUGAAAGAAGAGAACCAGGGUUUGGCUAGCCAGAUGGAGAAGAAUAAUCUUGCGGGAGCCGAAGCUGAUAAAAUGGAGAUGUCACCUGGACAAAUCUCUGACAUCAAUCGUCCGGUAACUCUCCGACUGCUUUAUUAGCCACCUUAAGUCCAAAACUUGUGACUAAAAACAAAAUAAGUUAUCGAACUAUUCCCCUAUAAGGGUGAACGUUGUAUAUCUUCAUUCUCUCUGGCUGAGAGACCCCGUGUGUAAAACUACGGUUAGAUUUAAGUAAAAAUAUAUAUUUAAGACAUACUAAUUAUGGAUC
Molecule: messenger RNA, 940 nt
Organism: Brassica napus (rape)
Lineage: Eukaryota; Viridiplantae; Streptophyta; Magnoliopsida; Brassicales; Brassicaceae
Product: MADS-box protein FLOWERING LOCUS C-like
Exons: 6
Coding region: 115-771 (218 amino acids)
Biological process (GO): positive regulation of transcription by RNA polymerase II
Cellular component (GO): nucleus
Molecular function (GO): RNA polymerase II cis-regulatory region sequence-specific DNA binding; DNA-binding transcription factor activity, RNA polymerase II-specific; protein dimerization activity
Source: RefSeq, a predicted model, not a curated record